AUGGAGGGUGGAAUUACAUUUAAGGCCAAGGCUUACGAUUGGGACUACCUUUCUAACGACCUCGUAGACAGGUACAGAGUGGAAUACAGCAAAGCAGCAGCCAGAUCGUCAAGUGAGGCAUCUUGGAGCCCUACAAUUACGUCCAACGGUGAGGUUGGUUCAUGGAUAACCUUUAAGUUUAAAGUGUAUUGUCAGAACAACUAUUAUGGAGCCUCGUGUAAUACACACUGCGUGCCCAAGAAUAGUAACCAGAACGGCCACUAUGAAUGUAACCCUGACACCGGAAGUAAAGUCUGCCAUACCGGAUGGACAUCCCCUAGUACAUCCUGUAAGACGAAUAUUGAUGACUGUGCUGGAGAUCCUUGUCAAAAUGACGGCGUUUGCACAGACGUUGUCAAUGGUUACGUAUGUACCUGCGUGGCUGGAUAUGAAGGUGCACAGUGCCAGAUAGACACUGACGAAUGUGAACCAGAGCCCUGUUUUAAUGGCGGUGUGUGCAUAGACCAAGUGAAUGGUUUUGAAUGCAACUGUCCCGAUGGUUUGUCCGGAUCGCAAUGUCAGACUAACUAUGAUGAGUGUGGAAGCAACCCCUGCCAGAAUGGCGGUGUCUGCAUCGACAGUGUUAACUCGUACGUGUGCCAGUGUGUAGACGGAUAUGAAGGUGAUGAUUGUGACAUCGACGUGGACGAAUGUGAAGAUGACCCCUGCCUGAAUGGUCAGUGUGAGCACCGUGUGAACAGCUACACGUGUACGUGCGAUGAAGGAUAUGAAGGCGUUGACUGCGAUGUGAAUAUUGACGAUUGCGUUGAUGCAGAUUGCCAAAAUGGUGGCGUGUGUCAAGAUGGUAUUGCUGAGUACACAUGUCUCUGUGCAGCUGGCUAUGAGGGCGUACACUGCGAAGUUGACAUUGAUGAGUGCGCCGAGGUGCCGUGCCAAAAUGGCGGAACGUGUACUGAUGGAUUGCUUAGUUAUGACUGCGCAUGCGUGCUUGGUUAUGAGGGCAUCAACUGUGAACGAGAGAUUGACGAAUGCCAUACUCACCCAUGUCAAAAUGGCGGAAUCUGUGCAGAUGCUUUCAACGGCUACUACUGCUCUUGUAUGCUCGGUUUCCAAGGUUACGACUGUGAGGUCGAGAUUGACGAGUGUGAACUUGGGCCAUGUCAGAAUGGAGGGACAUGUAACGAUUUGAUUGGUGGAUUCACAUGCGACUGCCCCAUUGGGUUUUGCGGAAUGAUCUGCGAAGUUGACCUCGACGAGUGUGCCAGCAUUCCAUGUCAAAAUGGCGGAACUUGCAUCGACGGUGUCAAUAGCUAUGAGUGUGCAUGCGCAGAAGGGUCAGAAGGUGGCGCUAUUGGUGGGACCUCAGCCGUUGCCGCAUUUGGUACAAUUGCAACCGUUGUCGUUAAGAAAUUGGGCUUUUCGGCCUUCAGUAAAAUAUCACCAGCCUAG
This is a messenger RNA of Saccoglossus kowalevskii, 1449 nucleotides long. RefSeq names its product fibropellin-1-like. Lineage: Eukaryota; Metazoa; Hemichordata; Enteropneusta; Harrimaniidae. The record is from RefSeq and is a predicted model, not a curated record.